UCAAUUCACUUUCACUAGAAUUUCUGUUCAAAGGCCCAAACCCCUCUCCGAUCAUUGCUCUCUCUUGAUCGCCGCCGUGGUCGACUCCCGCCGGCCACCCCGAACGUUUUCCCCGGCUAAUUCUUCCUCUCUAUCGUGUCCAUCCAAGAUGACAUCACUUGAAGAAAGGUUGCAAAAGUUCAAGAAGCAGCAAGAGAAGUGCCAAGCUAUUAGUAGUAUGGCUGCCAGAGCAGGACCUUCCAAGGUGGCAGCUCCUCCAAGACUAGCAAAUGCAAAACCUCCUGCGCCUGCAGUCAAAUUUUCUAAUGACACGGAAAGGCUCCAGCAUAUAAAUAGUAUAAGGAAAGCUCCUGUUGGGGCUCAGAUAAAACGUGUCAUAGACUUGCUUCUGGAGACAAGGCAAGCUUUCACACCAGAACAGAUCAAUGAAGCAUGUUAUGUUGAUAUAAAUGGCAAUAAAGCUGUGUUUGACAGUUUGAGGAACAACCUCAAAGUACAUUAUGAUGGCAAUCGCUUCUCUUAUAAGUCGAAACAUGCUUUGAAAAAUAAAGAUCAACUACUUAUCUUGAUACGAAAAUUCCCUGAGGGUAUUGCUGUAAUCGACCUCAAGGAUGCAUACCCAACUGUCAUGGAGGACCUGCAGGCUCUCAAAGGUGCUGGUCAAAUAUGGCUGCUGUCAAAUUUUGACUCCCAGGAAGACAUUGCCUUCCCUAAUGAUCCACGAGUACCUAUUAAGGUUGAUGAUGAUUUGAAACAGCUAUUCAGAGGUAUUGAAUUACCACGUGACAUGCUUGAUAUUGAAAGGGAUCUCCAGAAGAAUGGGAUGAAACCCGCUACAAACACUGCAAAGAGAAGGGCAAUGGCACAAGUUCAUGGCAUUGCCCCCAAGCCCAAAACCAAGAAGAAGAAGCAUGAGAUUAGCAAGAGGACUAAGCUUACAAAUGCUCACCUUCCAGAGCUCUUCAAACUUUAGAUUUCUAUUGGUUCAUAAACUUCUCCUGAAUUGAAAAGAAGCGCCGGAGUUCCUCUCAUAAAGAUUGUAGUCUUAAUUAGGCUUGGGGUAUGUUGCUCCUUUCCAGAUUCUGAUGUCUAGUGACUGAGCCUCCAGAUACCAAAUGCUUUAGACAUACGUCUAGCACAAAAAGCUCUUAAGAAUGAAGUUUUGGGUGUUCGAUUCCUAUUCACAAGGUGGUGUUUUAUCUUUGUUGUACCUGCUAAACUUGGGGGUGGGAAUGAUGCUAUUAUUUUGUGAGUGUAUUACUGGCUUGGGGGUUUUGGACCAUCAAAUUGUUAUGUAUAACCAAUUUCAUGAAGAUCAACAUCAUUUUGUAUCAUAUUGUUUGAUAUCAAUAUAUAUUACAAUUAAAAUCUA
This is a messenger RNA of Solanum dulcamara, 1372 nucleotides long. RefSeq lists its product as uncharacterized. Bases 149 to 973 code for a protein of 274 amino acids. NCBI's taxonomy places the organism in Eukaryota, Viridiplantae, Streptophyta, Magnoliopsida, Solanales, Solanaceae. The record is from RefSeq and is a predicted model, not a curated record. Gene Ontology annotation, cellular component: transcription factor TFIIE complex. Gene Ontology annotation, biological process: transcription initiation at RNA polymerase II promoter. The transcript is spliced from 5 exons.